Asparagus officinalis (garden asparagus) is the source of this 1248-nucleotide messenger RNA. Its product is annotated as short-chain dehydrogenase TIC 32, chloroplastic-like. Bases 193 to 1248 code for a protein of 351 amino acids. Lineage: Eukaryota; Viridiplantae; Streptophyta; Magnoliopsida; Asparagales; Asparagaceae. The record is from RefSeq and is a predicted model, not a curated record. The transcript is spliced from 9 exons.
UUAUAAUUUCCUCUCCUUUUAUUUAUUUAUUGCUCGUUAUUUAACUAUAAAUGGUGGUGCGGCGCCUUUCCCUUGAUCCCUGACGCUACGCAAGAACUAGCUCGGAGGCUUUGCUCCUGCAACCAAAAGCUUUCAUUUCUCUCUCUCAUCUCAUUAAACCCUAACAAAUUAUAUAUUUAUAUUAUCAACAAAAUGUUCGAGACGGUGAAGUACCUUAUCGGAUCCACCGGCGCUAGCGGGUUCGGAUCCAAAUCCACAACUAUACUUCUCUCGCUGGAGGUUUUUGUUGGUGCAGGUGCUACCUCAGGGAUAGGAGCGGAGACGGCACGUGUGCUGGCGAUGAGAGGGGCGAGGUUGGUUCUGCCGGCGAGAAGCGUGAAAGCGGCGGAGGAGAUGAAAGCUGGGAUCCGAUCCGAGUUUCCUGGAUCCGAUAUCAUCGUUCUUCAUCUUGAUCUUAGCUCUCUGGCAUCUGUUCGAAGAUUUGUCGACCGGUUUCUCUCUCUUGAUCUCCCCCUUAGUCUCCUCAUAAAUAACGCGGGAAAGUUCUCGCACGAGCACGCUAUAUCUGAGGACGGAAUCGAGAUGAACUUUGCAACUAACUACUUAGGUCAUUUUUUGCUUACUAAGCUUUUACUGGAGAAAAUGAUCAAGACGGCCGCGAUCACCGGUAUCCAAGGACGCAUCGUCAAUGUCUCAUCGGGAAUCCAUGGCUGGUUCUCCGGCGACUGGAUUUCCUACCUCGAUCUCAUCACCCGCAACAAAAUGCCGUACGAUGCGACGCAGGCGUACGCGCUCUCCAAGCUUGCUAACGUGCUCCAUACCAAAGAACUAGCCAACAGAUUGAAGCAAAAGGGAGCGAACGUAACGGUUAACUGCGUCCAUCCUGGUAUCGUGCGCACCCGCCUCACCCGAGACCGCGAAGGAUUUGUUACAGAUCUGGUCUUCUUUCUGCUGUCCAAGCUGCUGAAAACAAUCCCUCAGGCAGCAGCAACGACCUGCUACGUUGCGACGCACAGGAGCGUUGUGGGGACCACCGGCAAAUACUUCGCUGACUGCAACUUGUCCUCGCCGUCGUAUGAUUAUGGCAUACAUGCGUAUUUUUUCAUCAAGACGAUCCUCGAGGGAAGGGAGAUAAUGAACGUUGAAGCCUUGCACAUGGAGUCGCAUAUGCUACGAGUAGGACUUGCUGCUCAACUCAUAUGUGAAGGGCGUGAAUGGAAAAAAACUACGAUUGAAAUUAGACAGUGA